This is a messenger RNA of Cercocebus atys (sooty mangabey), 1812 nucleotides long. It is a transcript of the gene GRHPR, whose product is annotated as glyoxylate reductase/hydroxypyruvate reductase. The coding region runs from base 128 to 1225 and encodes 365 amino acids. The transcript has 11 exons. Lineage: Eukaryota; Metazoa; Chordata; Mammalia; Primates; Cercopithecidae. Gene Ontology annotation, molecular function: glyoxylate reductase (NADPH) activity; NAD binding; hydroxypyruvate reductase [NAD(P)H] activity. The record is from RefSeq and is a predicted model, not a curated record. Gene Ontology annotation, cellular component: cytosol.
AGACCGGUGCUACUCAUGAAGGUGUUCGUCACCCGCAGGAUACCCCCCGAGGGCAGGGCCGCGCUCGCCCAGGCGGCAGAAUAGGAAGAGGAUGCAACCCCGCCUCAGCAGCCAGUUCUAGGGGCAGAUGAGAUUUUCACAUUUUGUUCACUGCAACAAAACCUUUGCCAAGGACCCACUUUGUAGAGCAGAAGGUGGAAGGCAGCAGCCGCACUCGUGCUGUGAGGUGGAGCAGUGGGACUCGGAUGAGCCCAUCCCCGUCAAGGAGCUGGCGCGAGGUGUGGCGGGGGCCCACGGCCUGCUCUGCCUCCUCUCCGACCGUGUGGACAAGAGGAUCCUGGAUGCCGCAGCAAGACCCUGGCCAUUCUGGGCCUGUGCGUCGUGUGAGGGAGGACCCAGCUCAGCGCCGAGCUCCAGCGGGAUGUCCUCCCCCAGCCGCAGCCAUGGCUCUCAGCCCGUGGAAGGAUCAGCCUCCCCCUGCGAGGCUGUUGUGACAGUUUUGAGAAAAGGGGCCAAUCUCAAAGUCAUCAGCACCCUGUCCGUGGGCGUGGACCACUUGGCUUUGGAUGAAAUCAAGAAGCGUGGGAUCCGAGUUGGCUACACCCCAGAUGUCCUGACAGAUGCCACCGCGGAACUUGCAGUCUCCCUGCUACUUACCACCUGCCGCCGGUUGCCGGAGGCCAUCGAGGAAGUGAAGAAUGGUGGCUGGACCUCGUGGAAGCCCCUCUGGCUGUGUGGCUAUGGACUCACGCAGAGCACUGUCGGCAUCGUCGGGCUGGGGCGCAUAGGCCAGGCCAUUGCUCGGCGUCUGAAACCAUUUGGUGUCCAGAGAUUUCUAUACACAGGGCGCCAGCCCAGGCCUGAGGAAGCAGCAGAAUUCCAGGCAGAGUUUGUGUCUACCCCUGAGCUGGCUGCCCAGUCUGAUUUCAUCGUUGUGGCCUGCUCCUUAACGCCUGCAACCAAGGGACUCUGCAACAAGGACUUCUUCCAGAAGAUGAAGGAAACAGCUGUGUUCGUCAACAUCAGCAGGGGCGACGUUGUAAACCAGGACGACCUGUACCAGGCCUUGGCCAGUGGUCAGAUCGCAGCUGCUGGACUGGAUGUGACGACCCCAGAACCACUGCCUACAAACCACCCUCUCCUGACCCUGAAGAACUGUGAUUCCUUCACUUGUCCCUCACCAAGGACGGGACAAGCAGAACCCAGUUGUGACCAUGGCACUUGAAUCUGAUACCUAGACCAUCAGGAAAAUUAAAGAGCCCUUCCAGAAAAGGAGUUAACUGGAAGAAAUGAGAACUAGGUAAGGAUGUUUAACACUCUUAUUUUGGUCAAGAACAAUUAGCGGUAGGUGGAUUUAAUUUUAAAAUCAGUUUCAGCACCUACACAUGGUUCCCUUUGCCCACUCUGUCCCCCCAGCCCCUCCCUGCCCCCAGGUGGAUGGCUUUUUUUAAAAUCACCACCUUACCCACUCCUCUCCAAGGUCAGGCCACAGCACUGCCAUUGCCAAAGCCCUGCUCUGUGCUCAAGGAAUCAGCUUCCAGAACUGGCAGAUGGAGUUUCCAACUUGAGAGGCAGGUCCAGGGAGAGCAACUGGGUAGACUGAAAGCAAAAUCUCAUGCAUGUGCAUAGCUCAAAGACAGAAAAGGAAGGCGGGGGAAGGCAGAAGGGAAUGAUUUGAGGGGAAUGACCAGUUAACUUACUAGGUUUGGUUUAAAACAAAGUACUAGUCAAAGAAGGGGUGGCAAAAAGAUAUUACCCUCUUUUGUUUCAACCUUAAUAACCUAAAGAAAAAUAACACAUAUUUAGAGGCAU